This is a messenger RNA of Sarcophilus harrisii (Tasmanian devil), 7057 nucleotides long. RefSeq lists its product as uncharacterized. The record is from RefSeq and is a predicted model, not a curated record. The transcript is spliced from 3 exons. The coding region runs from base 269 to 7033 and encodes 2254 amino acids. Lineage: Eukaryota; Metazoa; Chordata; Mammalia; Dasyuromorphia; Dasyuridae.
GCCCAGUUUAACUUUAUGCUCCUGAGGAAGCACAACCGUUUUUUUCUGCAUCCCAGGACACAGUCCUCUUUGUAAGGGGUGCAAUUUUUUAAAACUAAUUUUUGAACUGAUUCUACUCGAUUUUUAUACUAAUUUUUGAACUGAUUCUACUCUGUUACUGGGGAAUGGUAGUCUCAGCCUUUCCCUCUUGGGUGACUUUGUAGCCACAAACUGUAUUUGGACUGGUCCAUCAUUAGCUCUUCUCACUGGGAAAUCCUUCAGUGGACAAAUGGGAAGAAGAUACAGGUUAUUUCCAAAAGCAUCCUUGGUCCAGACCCCUCCAAAAGAUCUCUGUUACCACAGCAAGUCAGUGCUAUUGCCAUGUCCACCUCAUCGAAUAGCACCUAAGUGGGAAAGAGACCCCAUACUUAGGUCUGAGAGAAUGAACAGAUUCAGUGACCAGCUCAACUCCAUCCAAUUACCAGUUUAUCAUUAUCACAGGACAGAGCCUGCAACCUUGCCUUGUCUUAAGAAUCCAGCCACAAAUUCAGUGCCGUUGCCGUACCUGAAUUACCAGGUUACCCCUAAGCCACCCCCAUACCCGUGCCAUCGCAGUCACUCUGUCUUAUCUCUGCCUAACCCUGAUUUCAGGACAAGGUCAAACAUAUCCCUGGGAACCCCUCCUAAAGAUGUCAAACCUCCUCUCCACCCAAAAUACUACACAGAGAGUCCUGUUGUGCUCAAGCGCUUCCCCAAGAUCUCACAGGGUCAGAAUUAUCAGAAGGAGGAGCUGCCACAUCUGAGACAGAAGUCACCAGCACUCCUAUUCCCUGAGCACAGGUCUGAAGACUUGUCACAUCUCAAGCAGCAGCCACCCUAUCUCAAAGUCAGCCCUCACCGUGAGGCUGAAGAGCUGUCACAGCCCAGACAGAAGCCCCCAGCAUCAUCCUCCAUCCCUGACUACCAGCUGGAGGCAACAUCACCCAGAAAGACCAGGGAUUACACAUUGCCUGACCGGCAGCCCAGUGCCAGAUCUGCCCCAGAAACUUGCAGUCCCUCUGCAGAAGCAGCUCAGGAUAAUAAGCAACAAGUAAAAAUUCUAGCUUUUGUGUUGGGUGGAGGAAAAACCAAAUGUCUAAUUUUACAAUCCCCUUUUAAGAACCACCAUUUUAAGACAGAUAUGGUUUUAGAAAAAGCAUCAGAUCUUGAGUAUUUGGUCAAUGAAACUUCAAAACAGAUUGAUCUUCACUUCAGGGAAAGCACGUCACCUUUGCCUUACCUCAACCAGCAAUCUGGAACUUGGGCUUCACCUUCACCCUUGCCCAAAUAUGUGAACAGGAGCACAAGCACAGAAGUCUCCUGGCCUCAAUCCAAUGACAGGUUCACAUCACUAGAUCCCAAUCAGCAGGCCAGGGGAACCAUGAAAUACCCACAAAGCUUCAUCCCAUGUGCCAAAGCAGCCUCUGAUCCUUCCCUAUCCCUGGGAACCUGGGAGAGCUCUGGGCCCUUCCAAUGCCCUGAGCAUGCAACCGAAGCUUCACCAGGCCCUGACUACAAGGUCAAGGACACCAACUGGCCUCCAUCACCUUCUGGGCACAAAGUUAAAACACCUGGCCCAGGAGCUGAUCACUUCAAUGAGGUCUCACCAAACUUAAGUCAUCAGGGAACAAUUCCAAUGGGUCCUGGACAAAGAAAUUCAGCUUCACUAGUCUGGAACAGUCAGCCUGCAGCAGCAUCUAACUCAAAGACCCAAGUCAUAGUACCAUUGUUCACUUCCGCUUGUUCUAAGCUGUUGAGUAAGAAUUCAUUGACACUGGAGUAUAAGUCCAGUAGCCAAGCUAAUGUUGGUCAGCAGCAUGACAGGCCAGUAGACCCUAAUAACCCAGUUAACCCAUCACUCUGCCCUGAAAAACAAAUUCAGGCUGUGUGGGACCCAGACUGCCAGACCAUAGUGAUACUAUGCUCUGAUGAUGAUGCACAGUCUCUAAAUAUUUUUGACCAUCAAGAGAAAGAACCACGGACUCCAGACAACCAGACCAAUCAUAAAUUUGUUGGUUCUCAAUACCAGACUCAGACUGUACCAGACCCUCAUAAGAUCAAACCUUCAUUAAGUGGUAAAACCAAGGUCAUCCCUCCACUCAAUCAUAACCACAUAACUGAGUCUGAAUCACAGACUAAGAAGACUACUCAACCAGCAAGCUCCCUGCAACAAGCAAUAUCUCAAUUACCAGAUUAUUGGAUGGCUCUCCCUCAAACCAGUGCAGAUUCUUUAAAGGAGACUACACCAGACUCAAGUGCCCAGGUCAUCCCCUAUCAAACAAAAGCAGACUUCUGGAAUAAAAUGCUGCAGGACCCAGACCACCAGGCCACAACUCUACUAUGCCAGGAUAAUAGUGUGGCACCUUCACUGGGCAUAGACCACCAAGUCAUAACUCCACCAUGCAAGGGUAAGAAUAUUGAGACACCUUCACUGGGCACAGAUCACCAAGUCCUAACUCUACCAUGCCAGGAUAAGACUGGGACACUUUCACUGGGCAUAGACCACCAGGUGAUAACUCCACCAUGCCAGAAUGAGAAUACUGAGACACCUUCACUGGUCAUAGACCACCAGGUAAUAACUUCACCAUGCCAGGAUGAGACUGGGACACUUUCACUGGGCAUAGACCACCAAGUGAUAACUCCACCAUGCCAGGAUGAGAAUACUGAGGCACCUUCACUGGGCAUAGACCACCAGGUAAUAACUUCACCAUGCCAGGAUGAGAAUACUGAGACACCUUCACUGGGCAUAGACCACCAGGUGAUAACUCCAUCAUGCCAGGAUGAGAAUAUUGAGACACCUUCACUGGGCAUAGACCACCAGGUAAUAACUCCACCAUGCCAGGAUGAGAAUACUGAGACACCUUCACUGGGCAUAGACCACCAGGUGAUAACUCCACCAUGCCAGGAUGAGAAUAUUGAGACACCUUCACUGGGCAUAGACCACCAGGUAAUAACUCCACCAUGCCAGAAUGAGAAUAUUGAGACACCUUCACUGGGACAGAGGACAGAUCACCAAGUCCUAACUCUACAAUGCCAGGAUGAGACUAAGACACCUUCACUGGGCAUAGACCACCAGGUGAAAACUCCACCAUGCCAGGAUGACACUGAGACCCCUUCACUGGACUUAGACCACCAGGUGACAACUUCAUCAUGCCAAGAUGACAAAGGUGAGACACCUUCAUUGGGCAUAGACCACCAAGUAACAAUUCUAACAUGCCAGAAUGAGAAUAUUGAGAUACCUUCUCUGGCUAUAGACCACCAGGUGAUAACUCCACCAUGCCAGGGUGACACUGAGACACCUUCACUGGGCAUAGACCACCAGGUGACAAUUCUACUAUGCCAGGAUGAGAAUAUUGAGACAACUUCACUGGCCAUAGACCACCAGGUGAUAACUUCACCAUGCCAGGGUGAUACUGAGACACCUUCACUGGCCAUAAACCAUCAGGUGAUAACUUCAUCAUGCCAGGGUAACACUGAGACACCUUCACUGGCCAUAGACCACCAGGUGAUAACUUCAUCAUGCCAGGGUGACACUGAGAUACCUUCACUGGCCAUAGACCAUCAGAUGAUAACUUCACCAUGCCAGGGUGACACUGAGACACCUUCACUGGGCAUAGACCACCAGGUGACAAUUCCACCAUGCCAGGAUGAGAACAUUGAGAUAACUUCACUGGACAUAGACCACCAGAUGACAAUUCCAACAUGCCAGAAUGAGAACAUUGAGACACCUUCACUGGGCAUAGACCACCAGGUGACAAUUCCAACAUGCCAGAAUGAGAAUAUUGAGACACCUUCACUGGGCAUAGACCACCAGGUCAUUACUCCACCAGGGCACAAUGACAGUGAAAGAUCUUCACUAGACAUAGACCAUCAUAUUGUAAAUCCACCAGGUCAAGAUCACAGUGAGAUACCUUCACUGGGUAUAGACCACCAGGUGACGACUUCACCAUGCCAAGAUGACAAGACUGAGACACUUUCCCUGGGCAUAGACCACCAGAUGAUAACUCCAUCAUGCCAGGAUGACAACAGUGAGAUACCUUCACUAGGCAUAAAUUGCCAGGUGAUAAUUCCAUCAUGCCAGGAUGAUACUGAGAUACUGGGCAUAGACCAAUGCAUCAUAACUCCACCAUGCCAGAAUGAUAAUGAAACACCUUCACUGGGCAUAGACCACCAAGUCAUAAUUCUUUCAUGCCAAAAUGACACUGAGAUACCUUCACUAAGCAUAGACCACCAAGUUAUAACUCCACCACAGCAGGAUGACUGUGAAACACUUUCAUUGGGCACAGAUCUCCAGGUCAUUACUCCACCAUGGCAGGAUGACAGUAAACAAUCUUUAAUGGAACUAGACUGCAAGAUUAUAAUGCUACCAAGGCAGGAUUACAUAGACCACCAGUUCAUAGCUCCACCAUGGCAGGAUGACAAUGAGACACCUCCACUGGGCAUAGACCACAAGCUCAUAACAUCAUCAGGGCAGGAUGACACUAAAAUAUCUUCACUGGGCACAGAUAGCCAUAUCAUAACUCUAUCAAGUCACGAUUACAGCAAGAUCCCUUUUCUGGGUAAAGAUCAUCAGAUCACAAUGUCAUCAGGGCUUGAUGACAGAGGGACAUCUUCACUGGGCAUAGGCUACCAGCUCACAAUACAACCAGAGCAAGAUGACAGAGGGACACCUUCACUGGGUAUAGACCACCAGCUCACAACACCAUCACAGCAAGAUGACGGAGGGACACCUUCACUUGGUUUAGAUCACCAGCCCACAAUACGACCAGAGCAAGAUGACAGAGAGACACCUUCACUGGGUAUAGAUCACCAGCUCACAACACCAUCACAGCAAGAUGAUGGAGGGACACCUUCAUUUGGCUUAGAUCACCAGCCCACAACACAACCAGAGCAAGAUGACAGAGGGACACCUUUACUGGGUAUAGAUCACCAGCUCACAACACGACCAGAGCAAGAUGACAGAAGGACACCUUCACUGGGUAUGGACCACCAGCUCACAACACGACCAGAGCAAGAUGACAGAGGGACACCUUCACUGGGUAUAGACCACCAGCUCACAACACCACCAGAGCAAGAUGACAGAGUGACACUUUCACUGGGUAUAGAUCACCAGCUCACAACACCACCAGAGCAAGAUGACAGAGGGACACCUUCACUGGGUUUAGACCACCAGCUCACAACACAACCAGAGCAAGAUGACAGAGGGACACCUUCACUUGGCAUAGAUCACCAGUUCACAACACAACCAGAGCAAGAUGACAGAGAGACACCUUCAUUGGCUAUAGACCACCAGCUCACAACACGACCAGAGCAAGAUGACAGAGGGACACCUUCACUGGUUAUAGACCACCAGCUCACAACACCACCAGAGCAAGAUGACAGAAGGACACCUUCACUGGGUAUAGACCACCAGCUCACAACACCACCAGAGCAAGAUGAUAGAGAGACACUUUCGUUGAGCAAAAACCACCAGCUCAUAACAUCACCAGAGCAAGAUGAUAGAAGGAUACCUUCACUGGCUAUAGACCACCAGUUCACAACACGACCAGAGCAAGAUGACAGAGAGACACCUUCAUUGGGUAUAGAUCACCAGCUCACAACACCACCAGAGCAAGAUGACAGAGGGACACCUUCACUGGGUAUAGACCACCAGGUCAUAACACCACCAGAGCAAGAUGACAGAGGGACACUUUCAUUGAGCAAAAGCCACCAGCUCACAACACCACCAGAGCAAGAAGACAGAAGGACACCUUCACUAGGUAUAGACCACCAGCUCAUAACACCACCAGAGCAAGAUGGUAAUAGAAGGAUACCUUCAUUGGCUAUAGACCACCAGCUCACAACACAACCAGAGCAAGAUGACAGAGGGACACCUUCACUAGGCAUAGAUCACCAGCACAUAACACGACCACACCAGAAUGGUGGUACAAAUAUUUCAUGGGGCAUAGACCAUGAAAUAACAACUCUCCCUGGUUCUGACCACCUCACCAUCACUACAUCAAGUCCAAUAUCUCAAAUAUUAAAGCCCAGUGAUCAAAUCACAAUUCUACAUGACCUAAACUGUGAGGCAAACAUGUUAAUGAAACCAGAAUACAAAAAUACAACUUUACUUGGUUACAACAAGCAGGUUGAAAUUGGACCAGACACCAACAACAGCCAGAGCAUACUUCCAACAGGCAAGGAUGAUCAAGUUAUAGUCUCACUUCCACCUCAAAAAAAGACAUUUUCUUUAUCCAAUGUCACCCACCAGAAGGAUAUUCCAAUAGGUUAUGGCCACCACCAGACUAUAGCUCCAUCGACCUCUGACUUCAGAGAUCAGGCUCAGUCCGGAUUCCAACAUCAGACUGUAAAAAAGAAAGAAAUUCCAUGGCGUUUGAAGUACAUCAAACCAUAUAUCAUUCAAGGCAGAGGCAAUGUGUCCGCUAGAACUGUACAUGCCAUCAUCAAUUCCAUUCCUGAGGAGAAAAUAAAAAGGGAUAUAUGUAAGCAGAUUCUCUUUCGGCAAAUGAAAGAAACUCCGCCUCAGAGACCUGGUGAAUGCAUGUCAAUCAGCUAUUCAAUCUGCUUAGAGUGUGCCUCCUGGGUCCCAGAUGGCUGUCUCCAUGACAAAGGAAAGAAAAAUCAAUUUGAAGCAGAAAUGUUGGCCAUACCAAUGCCUCUGCCUGGCUCUGACGAGGAGAUGGGCUUGAAAUUUGUCUUGAAAGUGCCUUAUAACUCCUUCGCCUUCUUCACUCAGGUCUUCCCAGAACUCAACGUGCAAUGGCCAUCAUACUAUUCACCAUACUUUCCAUCAUUCUCACAUAAACAGAGUGUGAAUUAUAUGCCAGCAGAAGACAAGUGGCUUGAUAACUCAAAAACUGAUAGUUACCCACAGAAAAUUAAAACAUCUGAAAAUCAACAGCCAGUCACAGAAGAGAAUCUGCCCCAAAGGAGGGACGGUAAUGAAAAGUCGAGGGGACAUGACAAAGGUUUCAAAUCUCUGCUUGAGAAAUUUCAAAGGCAAAGGCAAAAUUAAAUUAACCAUCUUUUUCUGUGAAAA